Thamnophis sirtalis is the source of this 2017-nucleotide messenger RNA. The record is from RefSeq and is a predicted model, not a curated record. Lineage: Eukaryota; Metazoa; Chordata; Lepidosauria; Squamata; Natricidae.
UAUUCGGCAGAGGUGGCGGAGAACAUGGAGGGUGUGGAGGUGGUGAGGCUGGCUGUGACCGACAGGGACGAGCGCCACUCUCCCGCCUGGCACGCCGUGUACAGCAUCGUUCAGGGCAACGGCGGAGAGUUGUUUUCCAUCUCGACGGAUCCAAAGACCAACGAAGGAAUCCUGACAACAGCAAAAGCGCUGGACUUUGAGACGGGACAGCAGUUCGUUCUGCAGGUGGCAGUGGCCAACGAGGUGCCCUUUGCCGUGAAGCUGCCCACCUCGACAGCCACCGUGACCAUCAGCGUGACGGAUGCCAACGAGGCCCCCGUCUUUGCACCCCCGGCCUUGAAGGUGAAGGUCUCGGAGGACAUCCCGGUGGGACAGAAAAUUGCCACCUACGCGGCACAAGACCCAGACACUGCGCAGUCCCAGAAAAUCAGGUACUUGCUGGAGAGCGACCCUGCCCAGUGGCUGGAUGUCCACCCGGAAACCGGCAUCAUCACUGCCAAGGCGCCCCUGGACCGGGAGUCUCCCUUGGUCCAGAACGACACCUACGUGGCUAUUGUGCUGGCGGUGGACGAUGGAAGCCCCCCAGCCACAGGGACGGGGACGCUGCUGCUGACCCUCCUGGACGUGAACGACCACGGCCCAGAGCCCGACCGGCGGAAGUUCACCGUGUGUAACCACAAUCCAAGCCCACAACUGCUGCGCAUCUCGGACAAGGACCUCCCGCCCCACACCUCCCCCUUCCAGGCGGAGCUGGUCCACAACUCGGAGGAGAACUGGUCGGUCGAGAUGGACAGCGAAGGGGAGACGGCCAUCCUGAAGCUGCUGAAGCCCUUGAAGCGAGAGACCUACGACGUCUACCUGCGGCUCCUGGACCAGCAGGGCAAGUCGCACCUGACCGUCCUCAGGGCCACCGUCUGCGAGUGCGAGGGGGAGGUGGACGAGUGUCUGGAGGGGCCGAUGCCCAUCGUCGGGGCGCCCAUCAUCCUUGCCGUCUUGGGGGCCGUCUUGGCCCUCCUGAUCCUGCUGCUGCUGCUGCUGCUCUUCGCGAGGAGGAGGAAGGUGGCUAAGGAGCCGCUGCUGCUGCCGGAGGAUGACACCCGGGACAACAUCUUCUACUAUGGCGAGGAAGGAGGGGGCGAGGAGGACCAGGACUAUGACCUCAGCCAGCUGCACAGGGGCCUGGACCCCCGCCCAGAGGUCCUCCUGCGGAAUGACGUGGUGCCGGCCCCUUUGCCGGCCCCCCAGUAUCGCCCCCGCCCUGCAAACCCUGAUGAGAUCGGCAACUUCAUCUGUGAGAACCUGAAGGCUGCCGACCUGGACCCCACAGCGCCCCCCUACGACUCCCUGCUGGUCUUCGACUAUGAGGGCGGGGGCUCCGAGGGGGGCUCCCUCAGCUCCCUCAACUCCUCGGCCUCCGACCAGGACCAGGACUACGACUACCUGCACGAGUGGGGCAGCCGCUUCCAGAAACUGGCAGACCUGUAUGGGGGAGGCGUGGCCGACUAGGGGGCUCCGCCCUGCAGCCCAACCCCUCCCCGAAGCUGCGCUGACCAGCUUUGCUCGGCUGCCCUGACCACCACGCCCCGUUGGAAGCACAAGGGGCUGCCACGGACUUCGGGGGCUCCAGAAGACGAACCUUCGACCGCCUUCGCAGGGGGGCAGCUGCGACUCUGCUUCCUGGGCAGGGGGCAAAGGUGUCUUGGGGGGGGGCUCUGUCCUGAGAGGGACCUGGCUGCAGGUUGUGAAGUCCCCAACUGCGCCUCUGUCUGGGGCUGCCCUGCUGCCAGGAGCUGAAGGUGCUGCCCAAGAUGGGGCUGGGCUGGGGGGGGGGGAGGGGAGGCUGCCGGAUGGUGCCCCCUCCCCACCUUCCUGACCUUCUCUACUCACGUAUUGUAGCUGUUAGGACUUGAGAUUUCUUUCCUCUUUUUAUAGCACGUGUGAAAUAACUCGAUGAUCACUAAAGGGCUGGACAAUCAGGAUGUAAAGUUUUAAUAAAGGCUUUUUUUUAAAAAAGGCA